GCGCUUCAGACCACGUGGUCCCUAUGAUUGCCUUCUUCCCAUUGCAAGCGUCGGCUGUAGUAUUCCGAGCUAACAUUGUUCCACUUUUCUCAGUUUUAGCUCGUUCAUACAGCAACAUGGCGAAGCCAAAAGUUUUCUUUGAUAUGACCAUUGAUGGUAAACCCGCUGGCACUAUUACAAUGGAGUUGAGGGCAGAUGUAGUACCAAAAACAGCUGAAAAUUUCCGUGCUUUGUGUACUGGUGAGAAGGGCUUUGGCUUUGAGGGCAGUAUUUUCCAUCGGGUCAUCCCUGGCUUCAUGUGCCAGGGGGGAGAUUUCACCCGUGCCGAUGGAACCGGUGGCAAGAGCAUCUACGGUGCAAAGUUUGAGGACGAGAACUUUCAACUGAAACAUACUGGUUCUGGAAUUCUGUCCAUGGCAAAUGCUGGUCCAAAUACCAAUGGCUCUCAGUUUUUCUUGUGCACCGCCAAAACCGAUUGGUUGGAUGGCAAGCAUGUUGUAUUCGGAGCCGUAAUAGACGGAUUGGAUGUUGUUAAGGAAAUUGAGAAAGUGGGCUCCCAGUCAGGCAAGACGUCAAAGAAAGUUGUUGUAGCCAAGAGUGGACAGGUGCAAACCUAGUUAUGAUCUGGAAUCAUUUUAAUCAUUCUUUUAAAUCAAACUGACAUUGUUCUCUGUAGUCUGAAAAAUCAUUGUCAUUGCCACGUCUGUAUUUCGUAAUUUCAAGCUGUCAAAAAAAUGUAAAGUGUAACGUUUCAAAAAGUAUAUGUUCUUCAAAGAUGUUUGUGGGAUUAAGAAUAAAAACAUGUUGGCUAGUCUA
Messenger RNA from Gigantopelta aegis, 816 nucleotides. Its product is annotated as peptidyl-prolyl cis-trans isomerase-like. NCBI's taxonomy places the organism in Eukaryota, Metazoa, Mollusca, Gastropoda, Neomphalida, Peltospiridae. The transcript is spliced from 5 exons. Gene Ontology annotation, biological process: protein folding; protein peptidyl-prolyl isomerization. Gene Ontology annotation, molecular function: peptidyl-prolyl cis-trans isomerase activity. Bases 24 to 617 code for a protein of 197 amino acids. Gene Ontology annotation, cellular component: intracellular membrane-bounded organelle. The record is from RefSeq and is a predicted model, not a curated record.